This is a messenger RNA of Amoebophrya sp. A25, 475 nucleotides long. The record is from the annotation of a GenBank genome assembly. NCBI's taxonomy places the organism in Eukaryota, Dinophyceae, Syndiniales, Amoebophryaceae.
AUGGAGGAUCCUCUGAUUCGCAAGGAAAUCGAGGAUGCUCGUAAAGUGCCUCAUGACGCAUUCCUUGCGAUUGCGAAUUAUCCACAACUCUACGACAACAAGCACGCCUUUUUGAAAAAUAUGCGAUAUGACAGGUACUUACUCGUCUUAGUAAAUAGUUGUACUAGUAUCAUUUUUUUGGGAACAAUACCGUACUAAUAUUCAAGACCACCAAGAAUGUAGUCAACAUAGCGGAUAUCAUGUUCUUGUAAGUACUUCUUAAGAAAGUAGAAACUAUCGUCGAAUCAUGCUUCACCUUCACCAGCAUCAUGUUCUUCUUCUACUACUUUUUUUCCCGCCCUCCACUCCUCUGAGAAAUCCUCGGUUUCCCUCUAUUCUUUCCACCACAGAGAAACCGAGGAUUUCUUAGAGGAGCGUAUGACUCAGAAGCAGCUGGACCAAGAUUUGGCGUGGCUCGACCUUGAGUGCCAUCGAG